Triticum urartu is the source of this 977-nucleotide messenger RNA. RefSeq names its product NAD(P)H-quinone oxidoreductase subunit M, chloroplastic. NCBI's taxonomy places the organism in Eukaryota, Viridiplantae, Streptophyta, Magnoliopsida, Poales, Poaceae. The record is from RefSeq and is a predicted model, not a curated record. Gene Ontology annotation, molecular function: oxidoreductase activity, acting on NAD(P)H, quinone or similar compound as acceptor.
CCGCGCACACAGCAGCGGCAAAUACACAGCCAGCCAUCGCGAACCAGAAGAUCACUACCCAGCCAAGCAAAAAACGGAGGCCACCAGAGCAUGGCGACCGCGGCGGCCUCGUCGUUCCUCUCCCCGGCGGCAAAGUUCGCGCUCCAGAGCCGGUGCCCAGGCGCCAAAACUGCGCCACGUAGCGUCCGGUUCCCCCCGGUGCGAGCCCAGCAGGAGGUGAAAGAGGAGGAGCCCGCGGCGACCGUGCCCCCGCUGCAGGAGGAGCAGGCGACGGCGGCGGCGGCGGCGAAGGGCCCCGCGCAGUCGCUCCCGCGGCAGCCGCGGGCGGAGAGCAAGAACAUGGGGCGGGAGUACGGCAGCCAGUGGCUGAGCUGCACGACGCGGCACGUGCGCAUCUACGCCGCGUACAUCGACCCGGAGACCAACGCGUUCGACCAGACGCAGACGGACAAGCUCACGCUCAUGCUCGACCCCACCGAGGAGUUCGUCUGGACCGACGAGACAUGCCAGAUGGUCUACAACGAGUUCCAGAACCUCGUCGACCACUACGAGGGAGCUCCACUGUCAGAGUACACGCUUCGUCUCAUCGGCUCAGAUCUUGAGCACUACAUCCGCAAGCUGCUCUAUGACGGGGAGAUCAAGUACAACAUGAGGUCCAGAGUGCUCAACUUCAGCAUGGGCAAACCCCGCGUCAAAUUCAACAGCAGCCAGAUACCAGAUGUAAAAUAGAUGUAUACAACUCGGCGAGCUGACGAGUUGUACACACUCGCUCUUCCAUAAGAGAGUAGCAUUUACAAGACCAUUCCAACACAUAUAUACAAAACAAUGCAUUGCCGUACUCUCUGGUCUCUUUGUGAGCUUACUAGAGAACACCGUAUAAAAAUCAAGGCUUAUAUAAGUGUGUUCUUUCAAGAAUGCUCUGUACGACAACUUCUUUGCUACAUAGUCAAUAGAAAGAAAUUAAGGCAUUCUUGUCA